UCAGCAGCCAAACUCUCCCCUCCUCCCUGCUCUCUCACAUAAGGACCCGGCCAGCCAGAGGCAGCACGUCCGCCCCGGCAGCCGCGAGGGACGGAGCCCAGUCAGUCAGUCAGCCAGCCAGCCAGUAGCGCACUCCUUUCCCCCAACCGUGCGUUCAGCCGUCGUGUCCACCCAACACCCCUCAUGGAUGUCCCAGCUUACAACGGCUGUAGACGUCGGACCACGGCCGCAUAGGUGUGCUUGUCGGCCUUACGAUAAGCUCCUUUUUUCCAUGCCGUAAACGGUUGGUGUUCGACGGCAGAGAGACAGAGAGGAGGCUCGCCCCCCCUAGUCGUUAGCCGGAGAAGCUAACGUAGCUAGCUAACUUUAGCUGCGACACUUGGUACCAGAGCCGGGGGAGUUUUGUGGAUAGUCUGGGGCGGACUCGGGGCUGCCGUGUCACUCUUUUAAAUCAAGGAGCAUGUUUGAGUGACAAGCAAAGGAGGACGUGGGAUCUCCGACGCUCUGCCCUCUUUGCUGGUGGAGCCCCCUGUACGUCUAACCAGAGACUCCCCUUGUCACCUGGACAGAUUAAGAAGAAAGAAGGCAAGAAUUUUGACUAAGGCAGUUUGACUGCCGUGCCUUUUCCAAGGUGCGUGUGGGGGGCAGGAGUGGUGAGACAUUGACGAGAGCUGCUUUGCUAACACCUUUUAAAAUAAUUUUCGGAUGAGAAGAACUUUUGCCAGUGAAUGGUUUUUUGUCUAUAUGUGCCCUGCGAUUGGCUGGCGACCAGUCCAGCGUGUACCCCGCCUCUAGCCUGAAGUCAGCUGGGAUAGGCUCCAGCAAACGCGCGACCCUAGUGAGGAUAAGCAGCAUAGAAGAUGGAUGGAUGAAAGAACCUUUGCCUAUAUCGAUGCGGAGGUUCGCCUACUGCAAGGUGGUUCUGGCCACCUCUUUGGUGUGGGUGAUGCUGGACAUGUUCAUCCUGCUCUACUUCAGCGAGUGCAACAAGUGCGAUGACAAGAAGGAGAGAGGACUGCCUGGUAGAGAUGACUCCCUGGCGAGGCCGCGGGACGGGCCCGGGGAAGGGGGUAAGCCUGUGGUGAUCCCAAAGGAGAACCAGGAGAAGAUGAAGGAGAUGUUUAAGAUCAACCAGUUCAACCUCAUGGCCUCUGAGAUGAUUGCGCUCAAUCGGUCAUUACCCGAUGUCCGGCUAGAAGGGUGCAAGAACAAGUUAUACCCUGACAAUCUGCCCAGAACCAGCGUGGUGAUUGUAUUUCACAACGAGGCGUGGAGCACGCUGCUGCGCACCGUCCACUCUGUCAUCGACCGCUCUCCCCACACACUGUUGGAGGAGAUUGUUCUGGUGGACGACGCCAGUGAACGAGAUUUUCUAAAGCGGCCAUUGGAGCAAUAUGUGCGGAGGCUGGAGGUCCCUGUCAGGGUAGUGAGGAUGGAUCAAAGGUCUGGACUCAUUCGAGCUCGCCUCAAGGGGGCUUCCAUCUCUACAGGCCAGGUCAUUACCUUUCUGGAUGCACAUUGCGAAUGCACGACAGGCUGGCUGGAGCCGCUGCUCGCUCGCAUCAAGCAAGACAAGAGAACAGUUGUGUGUCCCAUCAUUGACGUGAUCAGCGACGACACCUUCGAGUACAUGGCAGGAUCAGACAUGACGUACGGAGGGUUUAACUGGAAGCUCAACUUCAGAUGGUACCCAGUGCCCCAGAGAGAAAUGGACCGCCGCAAGGGAGACCGCACACUUCCUGUCAGGACUCCCACGAUGGCAGGCGGCUUGUUCUCCAUCGACAGAGAUUAUUUCCAGGAGAUUGGCACGUAUGACGCAGGCAUGGACAUCUGGGGAGGAGAGAACCUGGAAAUCUCUUUCAGAAUAUGGCAGUGCGGUGGAACCCUUGAGAUCGUCACAUGCUCACACGUGGGUCACGUGUUCAGAAAGGCCACGCCAUACACAUUUCCUGGAGGAACGGGGCAGAUCAUCAACAAAAACAACAGACGGCUGGCAGAAGUCUGGAUGGAUGAAUUCAAGAACUUCUUCUACAUAAUCUCCCCUGGUGUGACCAAAGUGGACUACGGUGACAUCACGUCUCGCUCAGCUCUCAGACAGAAGCUUCAAUGUAAACCUUUCAGUUGGUACUUGGAAAACGUCUAUCCCGACUCGCAGAUUCCCCGCCACUAUUACUCUCUAGGAGAGAUCCGAAAUGUGGAGACCAAUCAGUGCUUGGACAACAUGGCCCGGAAAGAGAACGAGAAGGUCGGCAUUUUCAACUGCCAUGGCAUGGGGGGCAACCAGGUUUUCUCCUACACGGCCAAUAAGGAGAUCAGGACGGAUGACUUGUGUCUGGACGUGUCCAAAUUAAACGGACCUGUCAUGAUGCUCAAGUGUCAUCACCUCAAAGGCAACCAGCUGUGGGAGUACGACCCUGUGAAGCUGAGCCUGGUGCACGUCAACAGUAACCAGUGUUUGGACAAGGCCAGCGAGGAGGACAGUCAGGUUCCCAGCGUCAGAGACUGCACACACUCACGCUCCCAGCAGUGGCUGCUCCGUAACGUCACACUACCUGAGGUCUUCUGAGCACAGGACGCCACCCCUCCCCCUCUCUCCCAAUCAACGGACACACACAUACUCUCACACACACGCACACACAUACAUACAGCGGCCGCCCCACGGGAAGCCAUCAUGUCCAGAAAGAAAGUGGGGGGGGAAAAAGGGCUCCAGGGAGGUCCCGUGAGAGGGAUGCGGGAGGACGGCUGGGACGGUACGACCUCUGCCUGCCUUCCAUCAUGAUGGGGAGGAGUUUUGGAUGAGAGGAAAGGACUCCCAACUAGGAGGAGACGCUGGAUGUUUGACUUUUUCUUUGUUUUUUGGAGAGUCGGCGAGUGAUUCCACCUUUUGUGUGCAAACGUCGUCCACGUGGUCAUCAUGUAACGUUUACUGACUGCCUCUUAUUACAGAGUGUGUGCACUUAAGUUGUGUGUGACAUGAAUGUUUGUUUUUCUUUUCUUUUUUUAAUUUAAUUUUCUAAUGGGCUGGGGAAAUGAACUCUUAAAAAGCGUGCCUGUGUUCUCUCCUUGCAAGUGUUUGUCUCCCUCUGGUGUCCACUCCGUGUCAUUACACUCAGACUGAAGCCUAAUACAUUUAUGACCGAGAAGGAGCUUAUUUCUGAUGGGCGGCACACACACAAAAACGAGAGGACCAAACGUGACAUUGAGAUUUAGGACAAGUAACAUGUUUGUCGUAUCUUUUUUUUUUUAAUGUCCUGUGUUGAUCACUGCUAUUCACACGCGUCCUGUGGGACUCCACUGGAUCAGAACCUCUCUUCCAUUCAUGCGUCACUCCAGUGUGUAAACAAGCUUCUUCUUGUAGCAUCAACGGACAGCAGCUUGUUAGCUUCCAAUUUUUUUUUUUUUUUUUACAAUGCUGCUUUUGAACUCUCCGCAGAGCGUGUGAGGCAUUCAGGGACAAAGAUUGGAACAUCGUUUAGGACAUAUCUCACUUUGUCAGCUCAUAUUUUACUCCGCCCAUAUCCGAUAAGGCACCAACAUCGAUCAUGUUUUAGUUUUUAUUUUUUUUACGUGUCAUGAGAGCGACGUGGCCAGGGAGUGUUUACACGUGACGCGUCAUUUCUAGUGGGAAUGAGAGGUGUUGUUGUGGUAUUGUUUGGGUUGUGUUGGGACGGACACGUCCAGGUUUCCACUCUGAGGGCGUCCAAGUGUGGUGAAUAAAAGUGAAGGCAUUUACACAAGCUGACAAGGACAA
Messenger RNA from Dunckerocampus dactyliophorus (ringed pipefish), 3751 nucleotides. RefSeq names its product UDP-N-acetyl-alpha-D-galactosamine:polypeptide N-acetylgalactosaminyltransferase 1 (gene galnt1). The record is from RefSeq and is a predicted model, not a curated record. Gene Ontology annotation, cellular component: Golgi apparatus. Lineage: Eukaryota; Metazoa; Chordata; Actinopteri; Syngnathiformes; Syngnathidae. The coding region runs from base 869 to 2566 and encodes 565 amino acids. The transcript is spliced from 15 exons.